ACCCGCCUCCGCAGGCGGCCAGUGAGAGCAGAGAAGUAAGGGGCGAGAGAGCGAAAGGGAGAGGAAGAGAGGGAAACGAGAGCGUGAGGGAUGAGGCUACUGACGCACAACAUGCUAUCUUGCAACAUCAAGGGUGUUGUGAACGGCUUCCCUCUGCAGCUGGAGGUGGAGAGGUGUACCGUGAAGGAGGUGGCCUUCAACCCGGACUUCCUCCGCAACAUCUUCCCCAAGAUCGAGUGGAAGGCUCUCCACGACGCCGCCUCUCAGAUGGGUGUCACCGAACUCCCUGAACGCGCCGACCCCUCCAUGCUUGACAGCGACGACUUCCUCCGCAAGUUCCACCACGCCCUCCUCGAGCUCCACCUCGAAGAGGGCGCCCUCCUCUGCCCCGAGACCGGCCGCCGCUUCCCCGUCACCAAGGGCAUCCCCAACAUGCUCCUCCACGAAGACGAAGUCUAGACAGCACCAAACUACUGAUACUACCAUUCCUACUACUACUACCACUCUAUUUCUCCCUCCCUCUUUCUCUAUCUUGUUUCCUUUUCAUUUCUUCUUGAGACGACGAGGAUGAUGAUGGUUUUUUUUUUGUUUUUCCUUUAUGGAAUUAUUACUGAUUGUAGGACAGAACCCAAUUUCCUUUGUAUUGGGAGAUUUGAAACUUAUAAAGGAUUUUGUUGGUGUGA
Molecule: messenger RNA, 683 nt
Organism: Nymphaea colorata (pocket water lily)
Lineage: Eukaryota; Viridiplantae; Streptophyta; Magnoliopsida; Nymphaeales; Nymphaeaceae
Product: multifunctional methyltransferase subunit TRM112 homolog B-like
Exons: 1
Coding region: 91-459 (122 amino acids)
Biological process (GO): peptidyl-glutamine methylation; rRNA (guanine-N7)-methylation; tRNA methylation
Molecular function (GO): protein heterodimerization activity
Source: RefSeq, a predicted model, not a curated record